UUAACCCCAUGUACCUGAGCCUAGAUCCUGUGGUCACAGACCUAACAGAUGGUGUCUUCCAACUAUUAAACUCUAGUAAGUGGUAUGACGUGGUUUUAGUUGCUGAUGACAGUGAAACAAGUUCUUCUUUAGUCCGUCGUCUAGGUAACCUCAUGAAGCGCCCAUUGUGGCGCCCUUUGUUUGUUAUCCGCCUUCAAAACAAAUUAAGCAAAGAUGAAAUUUUAAACAGACUUAGUGAUGUUGUCAAAAGCUUUAGUCGUGUGAUUCUGCUACACUGUGAUAAAGAAUUAGCCGAAAAAGUCUUUGAAAUUGCUGGCGAGUUGAAUUUGUUGAGUGGCGAGUGGAUGUGGAUUGUAUUAGAGCAGUCUGUCCACAUAACAGAGGGUCCAGUUAACAGCUUCCCACCAGGUCUACUAGCUAUUCGUCUUCGAUCUUUUACUGUCAACCGACACAGAGUCAGAGCAGCCGUCAGAAUUCUGACCAAAGCGGUUCAUCAUAUUGAACAGAACAUUCUAGUGGAAACAUUUAGAGAAAUCUCUUCCACUCUAAGCUGUUUUAAUCCUCCAACAAGACAACGUCAAAGAUUGUCUCACUUACUAUACAGUUCGUUGAAAAAUGUCAUGAACAACAGAAAUCACAGCAAUCAUUUCGACUACUCAACUCAUCAAAGUAGACGUUACGGGUUUUCAACAGUGUUUGAAAUUCUGAACCUGGCGCCAUCUAGCGACGGCUUUCUUCACUGGCAGGUUGUAGGAAACGUAAGCGGCUCAUCUGUCCGGCUAGACACCGUUCUUUGGGUCGGAGCAGGAAAAAUGGGACCUUGGCCAACUGGUAGACAGCGCUUCCGAGUGGCGACAUCUUACAAUCCACCAUUUGUUCAAACAUCCACUAGGGUUAGCAAUGGAAGCUGCUUAAUGGGCAUACCUUGUCUUCAGGUACAAACUAAUCGUAAAGACGAGUUAAUAACUAUCUUUGCGGAUUAUGCACAAGGUAAAGCUGAAGGUGAGACCUACAACGUCACCUGCUGUUCUGGGAUUACCAUGGACCUCCUGACAGACUUAGCGCGUGACCUAGAUUUCGACUACGACAUAUAUUUAGUAGCUGACGGCAUGUUUGGUACGAGCCGAGGAGGUCAGUCCUGGAAUGGCAUCACAGCAGACCUCAUCAGCGGUGCCGCGCACUUAGCCUUCUCCUCCUUCAGCAUCACCAGCAUGCGGUAUCAAGUCAUCGACUUCUCCGUCCCCUAUUUUCAUUCUGGAGUUUCGUGUCUUGCCUCUUCCAAGUUACAUGAUGUACCGCUGUCAGCUUUCCUAGUACCUUUCAGUGUGCAUCUGUGGGUCGCCAUCUUUGCUAGUCUCAACGUCACAGCUUUCGCUGCUGCCAUCUAUGAGUGGCUGAGCCCUUUCGGUCUCAAUCCCUGGGGACGACAACGGACCAAAAAUUUCAGCCUGGCAUCUGCACUUUGGGUUAUGUGGUCACUUCUCUUCAGCCACCUGGUGGCCUUCAAAGCCCCGAAGUCUUGGCCCAACAAGGUCCUCAUCAAUCUUUGGGGGUGCUUCAGUGUUAUCUUCUUAGCUUCUUACACCGCCAACAUAGCUGCUCUUUUCGCAGGCCUAUUUUUUCAGCUCCGAGUUGAUGACUUCCACGAUUCUAGUGUAAGUAGCUGUGGAAAUGGUGAACUCGAUGUACUAAUUGGAGAUACCGCUGUCCUUGAUUAUUUUCGUGGUAACGAACCCGGAUGUAACCUGCAUCUUUUAGGAGACCCUAUCUUCGAUGAUGCCUAUGCAAUCGGUAUGCAAAAGGGAUUUCCUUUGAAGGAUGCAAUAUCUGACUUGAUUCUUCGUUACAACGAGUUUGGCUACAUUGAUCAACUUCAGCAGAAAUGGUAUGGUAGAGUGCCUUGCUUUGGAUCUUCAGUCCACAGUCCAACCAAGCCCAUGGGUCUCAGUAUCAGAGCUGUGGCUGGAGUCUUCAUCAUGCUAUUAGUGGGCCUUCUAGUUGGCAUCUGUAUCUUGGUGAUCGAACAUCUUGUGUUUCGAUAUGUACUACCCAAACUAAGAGAAGGACCUAAGAAUGCAAUUUGGAGAAGUCCUAAUCUCAUGUUUCUUAGUCAGAAAUUAUACCGAUUCAUCAACACUGUGGAGCUUGUGUCCCCACACCACUCAGCCAAGGAAAUCGCCAGCAAUCUCCGAGAAGGCCAGAUCUUUAGUCUAUUCCAGAAGAGCGUGAAAAGAAAAGCAAAGGAAGACUUAAGAAGAAGAAAAAGCAAAUCUCAGUUCUUUGGAGUCAUCCAAGAAAUUAGGAAUGUAGUCCAUCAAGAACAAGAGCGGCAAAUUCUAGCCUCAACCAAUGAUCUUGUUUCAUCAACAGCUAUAGAAAAUAUACCUACAGAAGCAACGCCCCUCGACGAUUAUCCAAAUGACCGCAGUAGAGAAUGUGAAAAGGUACCUGCAGCCUCACUGUUAAGAAACAAAAUGUUGUCCGAAGAUAGUGCUCAACAAAAACGACUGCUCAUGAGUUCUAUAAUACUGACUCAGUCUUUUCCCUCUAUGUCUGUUCCUCAACCAUCAGACACCAAGGUUUCAUCUUCCAGUUCUUCAAGAAUUUCUUCCUCUUCUACAUUUCCUUCCUUGUCUCAUCUUCAUGAUCGUGUCUUUAGUUUUAGUCUCAAUGACCUUUCUCCAAACAGUUCAAAAUAUUCUCAACGAAGAAAGGUCGCUGAUGGGUGCAUCAAAAGGUCGUGUUCUUUUUCAGACCUUAGAACCCUGAAGACAAGACCACGGCUAAAUGACCUAGAUGCUUCAGAUUUGAAACUUCACCCCAACUACAGGAACUUCAAUUUGAAUCUUUCAAGCCAUCAAAAGCAUAAGCCUACUCUUUUUCUCCAAUAUUCCAUUGACGACCAACAGCUAUAUUCCUUGUCUAAAGAAGAAAUAAUCCAUAGGUGGCGAACCACAGAACGACAGAUGUUAAACAGAUUAAGAGAAGCUUUGAAACAAAAGGCAGAGUUAGAAGAAAAGCUUUCAUAUCUUAAAAAAACGCUUUUACGACCACCUUGAAAUACCAUGGGAUUAAUUCAUUGGCAAAAAAUAUCUUGGGAUAAGCUCGUGAAAAAUCACUUGGUUGGGAAGAACAAUAUAAAAAUCAUUUUGUUUUAGAAAACUUUUAUAUUUGAAGCCUGAAAUUUCUAGCGAUAGAAAAGAAUGAGCAUGGAAGGUUCUUCGGGUUCUAAAUAUUUGUGAUAUAACACCAGAAUUUAAGGUUGACAGAAGCUUAAAAUGCUAUGAUAUAGGACCGCAUUAAAUAUUCUUUCAUAAUCAGUAAUUUUGUAGGUUUGCCAGUCAAUCUUCUUGUUUGUUGACAUCACAGUAUAUAGAACAUAAAAUUCUAAAAGGAAAAACUAGUUUUGCUAAGGCAGUUCCGCCUGGAACUGGUUUCAUAAUGAAUCAUUUUUAAAAAAUAUUGCUAAACUUUAAUCUCAUCUUAUUUGGCCGCUCUUUCUUGGUGAUGUUUUGGGAAAGCAGCUUGAUGGUUAGUUUAGUUAGAGAUUACUUUUUUACUGCAUUAGUUUGGUCGUUUACAAUGACCGCUUAGAACGUUUAGACUAAAUAGUUAUAUCAAUAACAAUGACAAUUAUAUAUACUGGUAUAGCCUAGAAUGGUUGUUAUAGGUUAGUAAUGCUUUGAUUUGUCUGUUUGUUUAACAGACAAACAGUUUAAUUGCUAUGUUUAACAAACAUUUUAAUUGGUGUCUUUAACAGACAGUUUAAUUGGUAUGUUUAGCAGAUAGUUUAAUUGGUGUCUUAACAGACAGUUUAAUUGGUAUGUUUAACAAACAUUUUAAUUGGUGUCUUUAACAGACAGUUUAAUUGGUAUGUUUAGCAGAUAGUUUAAUUAGAGUUUUAAGAUAUAGUCUAAUUAGUGUUUUUAACAGACAUUUUGACUGGUAUGUUUACCAGACAGUUUAAUUGGUAUCUUUAACAGACAGCUUAAUUGGUCCUAAUACACAUCAGCGUAAAAUUUCUAAAACAUUGUAGCAAUAUAAAGAUUAUGUAAAAUCUAUUGGACGCCGUCUAAGUAAACUAUAUUCUUGCAUUAAAGGUUACUAAGUUCUUAAUAAUUAUUAAAAGUUUAUUCUUAUCCAAUUUCAAGCAAGAAACGAAGAUUUUUAACAUUUUAAAGAUUAUUCUACUAAUUGGCAACAAAUAAUUUAUUGGUAAACUUGUGAGGUAAACAGCGUGCAGUAAUAGUUAGAAAUAAAAUAUUGUUCUCUUGA
This is a messenger RNA of Limulus polyphemus (Atlantic horseshoe crab), 4275 nucleotides long. Its product is annotated as glutamate receptor ionotropic, NMDA 3A-like. Gene Ontology annotation, molecular function: NMDA glutamate receptor activity; transmitter-gated monoatomic ion channel activity involved in regulation of postsynaptic membrane potential. The transcript is spliced from 7 exons. Gene Ontology annotation, cellular component: plasma membrane; postsynaptic membrane. The record is from RefSeq and is a predicted model, not a curated record. Lineage: Eukaryota; Metazoa; Arthropoda; Merostomata; Xiphosura; Limulidae. The coding region runs from base 9 to 3059 and encodes 1016 amino acids. Gene Ontology annotation, biological process: modulation of chemical synaptic transmission; ionotropic glutamate receptor signaling pathway; synaptic transmission, glutamatergic.